Solanum stenotomum is the source of this 729-nucleotide messenger RNA. RefSeq lists its product as uncharacterized. The coding region runs from base 1 to 729 and encodes 242 amino acids. The record is from RefSeq and is a predicted model, not a curated record. NCBI's taxonomy places the organism in Eukaryota, Viridiplantae, Streptophyta, Magnoliopsida, Solanales, Solanaceae. The transcript has 2 exons.
AUGACAAGCAAUACUCUUUCUUUCAAUGCCCCACAAACCUUCAAUGGUGAAAAUUAUCAAAUUUGGGCAAUUAAGAUGAAGUCUUAUCUUGAGGCUUAUGAUUUGUGGGAAGUUGUAAUGGAAGACAAACCCAUACAACAACUCACUGAAAAAUCUUCUGAUGCUGAAAUCAAACUUCACUCAGAAGAGAAAAUCAAAAAACACAAAGCCAAAAUUGUAAUUCAAAAUUCAGUUGCAGAUUCAAUCUUCUCUAAAAUCAUUGCAUGUGAGACAGCAAAAGAAGCUUGGGAAAAACUUGAGAAGGAAAUCAGGUUGCUUGGUGAGGAUUUUAAAGAUAAUAGAAUAGUUGAAAAGAUUCUUUUAACUAUUCCCGAGAGAUUUGAGUCUAAAAUCUCUGCUUUGGAAGAGUCUAAAGAUCUCUCUACCAUCUCUCUUGUUGAAUUGAUAAGUGCUCUUCAAGCACAAGAACAAAGAAGAGCUUUCAGACAAGAUAAAAUUGUUGAAGGUAUCUUUUAUGCAAACUAUCAAAAAAGAAAAGUUGAUUAUCCUCCUUGCAAGUAUUGCAAAAAGAAAACAUAUUUGGAAAAAUUCUGUUGGUGGAGAUUUGAUGCAAUAUGCGGAAGUUGCAAACAAACAGGUCAUGUUACAAAAGUGUGCAAGUUCAAAGACACUCAAGAUAAAUCACAAGCAUUAUUAGUAGAAGAAGAAUGUGAGGAUGAAUUUUAUUAG